AACAUCAUGGAAUCUGUUUGCAAGGGUCGACUGGCGACGACCGGCAGGAUUGGAGCCAGAUGAUAUGUACGUCUUGAAAUUAGCAAGUUUUGAUGGUAUGAUGGCAGGAGAAAGUGUAUUCAGUGAUCCGUGUCUUGUUGGUAACGAAGAGAUUCUGGUGUCAACAGAGGAGCAUAUUUUCAACAACCUGAGUUUUGGACAACUUUAUGAACUCGAGAUUCAUCUAUUCCGUCCUGGAAGACAGCAAAAAUCUUUAAUGGGAGCUAUCACAGCAUUCCAGACACCAGAGUGCCUUCAGGUUACGGGUGAUAUGGACUACUGCAUGAAUCGAGUCUUUGUUCAGUACUCUGGCGCCCCCAUCGACCCCCACGUGAACAGUCUCUGUCGCAACAGUUCAACUCGUCUCCUUCGAGUCUCUCUCUCCUGGCUCCCACCCUUUCAAGUCAACGGCAACAUCUUCCUGUACUCCAUAGACUACGGUGUGGUGGUGACCCCUGCCCCGGAUGUAGUCGUGGAACCUCCUUCAAUGUCAUUUCUAACAUUGAAUAUUUUCCCGCCAACUCACGCGAAUGGGACAAAUCAGACGGACUUCCGAAUGUCUACAAUGCUUCAAGGUCUAGAAGAAGGAAAGUUAUAUUACGUCAAAAUAACACCCAUUGUUGAUUCGCCGGUCGAUGGGGGUAAAUACCCCGGUGAUGAGGUCGAGCUGACGUUCCUUACGGCAAACUGGACAGAUCCAAUGGGCGAGACGACAGAAAUAAACCUUGCCACUCCACUCUGUGAGUUCCUAGAUGAACCGACGCUUGUACCAACUGAAAAUAAUACAUUCACGGACAACCCUACGACAGAGACGAUGACCACGUCAGCGCCGCCUCCAACGAUCACGUUCGACAAGACGACGUGGACGGCGAUGUCGACCGCGACCACGCCAGCUAGACUUCCGCCGAACUCUAUGGAGCCGGCACACAUCGCCCUCAUCGUAAUAUUUUCGAUACUCAUCAUCCUCGUCAUCGUCGUCUUCAUCGUCAUAACGAUCAGGAUGGCGAAGACCGGCCAUGUGACUAAAUUACCGCAGCUAUCACAAAUACCCGCCAUGUGCAAACGGCAGAGCCACUCGGACGGAGCCGAGAAGAAAAAAGACUUGAGUAUGAUAGAAAAAGGGGUGAAGACGGUCGAUGAGAAAAAGCCCAAACAAACGAAAAGCAAAGCAAACGGAACUGCGAAGUCAUCGAAAUAACAUUGCCGACCGUUUCUCCUGAAUCUUGCGGCAACAUAAACUUUUACGUCAUAUAUUUCUGAAUUCAUGAUCAAGACUUUAUUGAAGACUCUAUAUAAAUGAAUUGAAUGCUAAUGACUCUGAUCAGAGCAAGUAUGCAAGAUUAUUGUCUUCCUGGAUGAUUUCCGAUGUUUUUUUGAACUGUGAUGAACACCUUCGACCGAUCAACAUAGACUUUCCUGUUUGUGAUUUUCUGAAUUAAAAUUUUGAUAUUCAUCUUGAGGUCUUCCUAAUGUCAUUGUGAAUGAUAAACAAAUCAGGAAAAUUAUAUAAAAGUAGGUUGUUUACAUCACUUUAUGAGUUGUGGCUAUCAACAGCGACGAAGAAAAUGAUUGUUAAACUCGAGGGCAUGCCCACGUCAUGUCUUCAGAGCAAAACUAAUAAAAACCAUGUGCCGCGAUUCUGUGCUUAAAAACUUAAAUAAUUAUAGUAAAUAUAUACAUAGGGAUGCAAGAAAAUAUUAUAUUUGCAACGAGCUCAACACACUAAAAAUCCAUAUUUUGUGCCAUUGGAAUUCAUUAUUCUUUUGUCAAUAUGAAACCCUCGUUAUGAAAGACAAUUCACAUCAUGUAGUUGAUACACACAUACAAAUCACUCCAUUUUCUGAGUCUAUUUUCCAUCCCUUUCUUCCCGACCACGCCCCCACUCAUUCACUCUUAUUUCUUGCAGCAUUCGUACUAUAAAAAAAACAAGGUCAACAUGAAUAACCAUUGUUCGUACUGGCAUUAAAAUAUUAAGUUAGCAUUUAAUUCGUAUAAAUUCACAUUACCUGUACAAUUGACUUUGUAAAUAUGUGACAAGUUAUUUCUUCACUCUUUCAGCUUUGUCAGUAUUUUGUAUUCGUAGGUGCUAUUUAUGACUUUCUGUAAAAGCCUUUAUGAGAAUGUAAAUAUUGUUUUAUGAGUGCAAAAAGGGGUUCUCCUUGGACGUUAUGAUCUGGAUAUUACAAUCAUGUUACAGUGCUUAAAGUUGUAUAUCUGAAAAACACUAUUUCGGAUAGCACAAUUAAUGUCGUGCACUUACAUUAAUUACUCUUAAAGGUGGUUAAGAAUGUUUGCAACCACUUAUUUCAUUCGUUUAAAAAAUACUUGUUGGUUAAAAACGAAGACAUUUUUACGACGGCCGCAGAAUGAUUUAUUUAAGGCAUAUCAAUCCUCUUAAGGGAUUAUCCGGGCUGAAAGCAUGUAUAUCUAUAUAGAGUAAAAUUCACAGAGUAAAAUGCUGAAAAUUUGAUCAAAAUCGGAUAACAAAGUUAUUGAAUGUCAAAGAUUUGCAUUAUUCCGGUGAAACAGUUCUAGGCAUGUCUUUAUGAAUAUUCAUUAGGUGGACUGAUGAUGUCAUAUCCCCACUUGUUCUUUUGGAUUUUAGUAUAUGAAAUUAGGUUUAUUCAAAAUUUUCCUACCAAGAACUAAAACAAUUGUAUUGACAACUGAUUAAAUGCAUUAGUUAUUGAUUGCCGCAAU
Molecule: messenger RNA, 2739 nt
Organism: Lytechinus variegatus (green sea urchin)
Lineage: Eukaryota; Metazoa; Echinodermata; Echinoidea; Temnopleuroida; Toxopneustidae
Exons: 9
Coding region: 65-1237 (390 amino acids)
Molecular function (GO): protein binding
Source: RefSeq, a predicted model, not a curated record